Molecule: messenger RNA, 1638 nt
Organism: Laccaria bicolor S238N-H82
Lineage: Eukaryota; Fungi; Basidiomycota; Agaricomycetes; Agaricales; Hydnangiaceae
Gene: CNE1
Product: calnexin
Exons: 9
Coding region: 1-1638 (545 amino acids)
Biological process (GO): protein folding
Cellular component (GO): endoplasmic reticulum; endoplasmic reticulum membrane
Molecular function (GO): calcium ion binding
Source: RefSeq, a predicted model, not a curated record
AUGCGAAGCGUAGCGCUCUCUGUUAUCGCCCUCGCCGCCUCUGGCGCGUUGGCACAAUCUGACGCUCCCAAGCCGACGUUUACACCUUCCAACAUCAAGGCUCCUUUCGUUGAGCAAUUCACGGAAGACUGGUCAGAACGUUGGACGCCCUCGGAAGCCACCAAGAAAACUCCCGUCGGCGGCGAAACAUUCAGUUACGUUGGCAAGUGGGAGGUUGAGGACCCUGCCAUUUCUGUCAUCGAGGGAAAGAAAGGUCUUGUCGCCAAAAGCAAGGCCGCCCACCACGCCAUUUCUGCCCCCUUUGCGACGCCCAUUGAUUUCAAGGACAAGCCCUUGGUCGUUCAAUACGAAGUCAAAUACCAGAAGGGUGGUAACUGCGGCGGUGGUUACGUCAAACUUCUGGAGGAUGGCUUCCAGACCAGCGGAAAGGAGUUCUCAGACACUACUCCCUGGGUGGUUAUGUUCGGCCCUGAUCUGACGUGUCCCGGCACCAAGGUGCACUUUAUCUUCCGUUAUAAGAGUCCUAAGACUGGCGAAACCGAGGAGAAGCACCUCAAGAUUCCUCCCCGUCCCUCUAUUGAGAAGUUGACUAAUCUCUACACCCUCAUUGUUCACCCUAAUAACACUUAUAAUGUACUCGUCAACGGCGAGAGUGACAAGACUGGAAGUCUCCUUGAGGACUUCGAGCCUUCUGUUAACCCCUCGAAGGAAAUCGAUGACGCAAAUGACAAGAAGCCCGAGGACUGGGUUGAGGAGAAGACGAUCGCUGAUCCUGACGCCAAGAAGCCCGCUGACUGGGAUGAGGACCAACCAUACGAAAUCCUCGAUGAGGAAGCCGUGAAGCCCGAAGGCUGGUUGGAUAACGAACCCCUCAGCAUUCCUGAUCCCGAUGCUACCAAGCCUGAGGAGUGGGAUGACGAAGAAGACGGCGAUUGGAUCGCUCCCACUGUUGCUAACCCCAAGUGUGCUGAAGCCCCUGGUUGCGGUGAAUGGAAACGACCUUUCAAGGCUAACCCCGAAUUCAAAGGAAAAUGGUUUGCCCCCAAGAUUGACAACCCCGCAUACAAGGGCGUCUGGGCUCCCCGCAAGAUCCCCAACCCCAACUACUUUGAGGACCUCACCCCAGUGAAAACUUUGUCUAAAAUUGGUGGCGUUGGAAUUGAACUGUGGACCAUGACUGAGGAUAUCUUGUUCGACAACAUCUACAUUGGUCACUCUCCUGAGGACGCCAAGGCAUUCGCUGCUGAGACCUUCGAGGUUAAGAAGCCUCUGGAGGUCGCCGCCGAGAAGCCAUUGGCCUCUGAUGACGAAGAGGAAGAGAAGCCCUUGUUCAAGGAUGACCCUAUUGUCUGGAUCCGGUCCAAGGUUCAAUCCUUCGUUGAAGCCGCCAAAGUCGACCCUCUCGAUGCCUUCAAGACUCAACCCGAGACUGGCGCUGCGCUUGUUGGUGCCCUAUUCACUCUCUUUGGAAUGCUCGGAGCUCUCUUCGGCAUCAUCGGCGGUGCCUCCAAGCCCGUCGUUACCAAGACGGAUGCCGUUACCCCUGAUGACAAGAAGAAAUCCGAAAAGGCACCUGUGGCCCCUGCUGGUGAUGUAAAGAAGGACGAGGGCAACUUGAAGAAGCGCAAUGUGAAGUAG